Molecule: messenger RNA, 1511 nt
Organism: Rhodamnia argentea
Lineage: Eukaryota; Viridiplantae; Streptophyta; Magnoliopsida; Myrtales; Myrtaceae
Product: actin-97
Exons: 5
Coding region: 175-1308 (377 amino acids)
Cellular component (GO): cytoplasm
Source: RefSeq, a predicted model, not a curated record
CUGGAUCAGGCCCUCUUUUUGCGCCCUUUUUAAAACAAACAGAGCGCGCAACCGCUCUUCCAGGUCUGGAGCUCUCCCAGAAGCGAAGCGAGCGAGCGAGCGAGAGAGAGAGGAAGGAUAUUGGAGAUCGAAGAUCGGACUCGAAGAUCGGAGUUUCUCGCCCGAGUUUUGAAGAUGGCAGAUUCUGAGGAUAUUCAGCCUCUUGUAUGCGACAAUGGUACCGGAAUGGUCAAGGCUGGGUUUGCUGGAGAUGAUGCUCCUAGAGCAGUAUUCCCUAGCAUAGUAGGUCGACCUCGCCAUACGGGUGUUAUGGUUGGUAUGGGACAAAAGGAUGCUUAUGUUGGGGAUGAGGCUCAAUCAAAGAGAGGUAUUUUGACAUUGAAAUAUCCGAUAGAACAUGGUAUCGUUAGCAAUUGGGAUGACAUGGAGAAGAUUUGGCACCACACGUUCUACAAUGAGCUCCGCGUGGCCCCAGAAGAGCAUCCUGUUUUGCUAACAGAAGCACCUCUCAAUCCUAAGGCAAAUCGAGAGAAGAUGACUCAAAUAAUGUUUGAGACAUUCAACACUCCUGCAAUGUAUGUGGCCAUUCAGGCUGUCCUUUCACUCUAUGCCAGUGGUCGUACAACUGGUAUUGUUCUGGACUCCGGAGAUGGCGUGAGUCACACUGUUCCCAUAUAUGAAGGCUAUGCCCUCCCACAUGCCAUUUUGCGUCUCGACCUCGCAGGCCGUGAUUUGACAGAUGCCCUUAUGAAAAUUUUGACUGAGCGUGGCUAUUCUUUCACUACCACUGCCGAACGAGAAAUUGUGAGGGACAUGAAGGAGAAAUUAGCUUACAUUGCUCUUGACUAUGAACAGGAGUUGGAAACCUCAAAGACAAGUUCAUCUGUUGAGAAGAGCUAUGAGCUACCUGAUGGACAGGUCAUCACCAUUGGAGCUGAACGGUUCCGCUGUCCUGAAGUGCUCUUCCAACCCUCCAUGAUAGGCAUGGAAUCUCCUGGCAUCCAUGAAACAACAUACAAUUCUAUCAUGAAGUGCGACGUCGAUAUCAGAAAGGAUCUUUAUGGCAAUAUAGUUCUCAGCGGAGGCUCUACUAUGUUUCCUGGCAUUGCUGAUAGAAUGAGCAAAGAAAUUACUGCACUGGCUCCUAGUAGCAUGAAGAUUAAAGUGGUGGCACCCCCUGAGAGAAAGUACAGUGUUUGGAUCGGAGGUUCCAUUUUGGCAUCUCUCAGCACCUUCCAGCAGAUGUGGAUCGCAAAGGCAGAGUAUGAUGAAUCGGGGCCAUCAAUUGUUCACAGGAAAUGCUUCUAAUCGUCUAGUGGGGAUUGGCAAACGCCGUAGAAGAGAUUCUUUUAUCACGGAGAGGUUUCUAUCUGCAGAAAUUUUCCUUUUCCUCGAGUUUCCGACUUUUUGGUUUUCUUCCUCGUGAUUUGGGACUAUUGAAUGUAAACCUAAGUGAAUUACCGUGAAGAUUCGUUUGUUCUUAUACCUUGUUACUGCAGAAAAGCCUGUUA